This is a messenger RNA of Pangasianodon hypophthalmus (striped catfish), 2269 nucleotides long. It is a transcript of the gene afg1la, whose product is annotated as AFG1 like ATPase a. Gene Ontology annotation, molecular function: ATP binding; ATP hydrolysis activity. The record is from RefSeq and is a predicted model, not a curated record. The transcript is spliced from 13 exons. Bases 44 to 1450 code for a protein of 468 amino acids. NCBI's taxonomy places the organism in Eukaryota, Metazoa, Chordata, Actinopteri, Siluriformes, Pangasiidae. Gene Ontology annotation, cellular component: mitochondrion; cytoplasm.
GUUUGUUCACUCUGAAUAAAGUUUUCCUAUCUUGAAUGCCAAAAUGGCAGCCGGCAAAGCGUCCUUGGUGGCUGUUAGUGUUCGGUUUAUUUUACAGAAAAAGCUUCUGUCAGGGGCUUUAGCAUGUCCAUGUUUCGCUAACGCUACCAAAAGAGGAUUUGCAUCAAGUGUACUGUCUCACUCCAUUGAAGACCCCAUUGCAACAAACACUCCAAGCAGCGGUUUCAGUGGGCCUCUCGAACACUACAACAAUCUCAUUCGGCGUGGAGUACUACAAGAGGACCAACAGCAAAGAGCCGUUCUGCAGGAGCUAGAUCUGAUGCAGAAGAACCUCAAAGGAUAUAGCAAUGAACCUGCAUCUUUUAUUUCAAGAUUAUUCUCCAGACAAAAGCCACCAAAAGGUUGCUACAUCUACGGUGAUGUAGGUACUGGGAAAACCAUGGUGAUGGACAUGUUUUACGAUCAUGUAGACAUCACAAAGAAAAAGAGGGUCCACUUCCAUGGGUUUAUGUUAGAUGUGCACAAAAGAAUCCAUCGUCUUAAACAGAGCUUGCCUAAGAGAAAGGCAGGGAAAAUGGCAAAGGCCUAUGAUCCUAUUGCACCAGUUGCAGAGGAAAUCAGUGAGGAGGCCUCCCUGUUAUGCUUUGAUGAGUUUCAGGUCACAGACAUUGCAGAUGCCAUGAUUCUCAAGCAGCUGUUUGAAAACCUCUUUCUCCAUGGUGUUGUAGUUGUAGCCACAUCCAACAGACCUCCAGAUGAUUUGUACAAGAAUGGAUUACAGAGAGUGAACUUUGUGCCAUUCAUUGCUGUGCUUAAGGAAUAUUGCAAAAUACUUCGUCUUGACUCUGGCAUAGAUUACCGCAAAAGAAAUCGACCUGCAGCUGGAAAGCUCUACUACCUCUCUAGUGAAGACGAUGUCGAUGCAACCUUGGAUAAGCUCUUUGAUGAAAUGGCAUUCAGGCAGAAUGACAUAACCCGUCCCAGAUCUCUGAAGGUGCAUGGCAGGACAGUGACUCUGAACAAAGCCUGUGGGACCAUUGCAGACUGCACAUUCGAGGAGCUGUGUGAUAGGCCUUUAGGAGCCAGUGACUACUUGGAGAUCUCGGCGGUGUUUGACACAGUGUUCAUUCGCAAUAUUCCUUUACUCACUUUGAAUAAGAAGACCCAGGCCAGGCGCUUUAUCACUCUCAUCGAUGCAUUCUAUGACCACAAGGUACGAGUGGUCUUACAAGCCGAGGUGCCUUUAGAGGAUCUGUUUGUGAAUGAAGGACACCAUGAUGAUGAGAGGAACAUUUUAAUAGAUGACCUGGGCUUAAAAAGGGAUGCUGCCAGUUCACUGUCAAUCUUCACUGGUGAGGAAGAGGUGUUUGCCUUCCAACGUACAGUGUCACGCCUCACAGAGAUGCAGACAGAGGAGUACUGGGUGGAAGGGGAUCGGAGCUCUUCAUAGCACGCGUCGAUUCCAACUCCAUAUACAGUGGUUCUGUGUCACCUUUAAGAAGUCCAUAGUUCUCUGUUUUGGGAGGGCUUUGGAUCAUCUCUAUUAACAAUAUGUUAUUCAAUACUGUACAAUAUUUUACUCUGCUGCACUUUAUUCUAUAUUUAUUCUAGUCUUUUCUGCAGGAUGACAAGACCUGUAAAUUUAGUAUGCCAGUGGAAUGCAUUCAGUUAUUUGAAUGCAGUUUUAACCUCUUUAUUUAUCAAAUGUACAAAGGACAUUGGGGAGAAUUUGACUUGCCAAAGCAGCACAGCAACAUUCAGGAUAAAAGCAGCAACAUACAGUAUACAUCUCAUCUAUACUUUAACCGAGCUGUAAAUGACUUAAUUAAUUGUAUGUUAUUACUGUAAUUUAUCGUUGUAGGGGAUGUACCAGAGUAUAAUUGCAAAUUAAUAAUUAGUAUUCUAUGGCAAUACGUCUUAUAUUUUCUUUUAGAUCUUCUAGAUGUGUUAAAUAUCAUAACUCAAAUAUUUCUUUCUUGGCUACCUGGCUUCCAAAUCAAACAGUCGUAUUUGUGUAUUUUAAUUUUAUUUGUUAAUUAUAUUUAAAAUGUCCAGUCUAAUUCAAACCAACUUGUAUGAAAACUACAACCAAUACCACAAUCACUUUUGUUCAAGUAAAUAUAAAUUAUGUCAUAAGAAAGGAUACAGGGCUUGCUCCAAAAUCCUCAAUUUUGAGUCAAAGACCAUACUGAGAAAUUUUUGACUUCCUGGCUUCUACUUUUAAUUGAAAUGCUUUACUUUUUACUUAAAUAAAAAGCAAAGCAUUACA